AAGCCCUAGCUCGGUCUCGCGCUAUGCAGGCUAGGGUUGCUCAUCUCGGCGCUGGCUUGGCGGGCGCUAGCACCGCGGUUGACCGCGGGAUCUCCAGGCUCCCUUCCCUGGCCAUAUCCGUGCCGAUCGGGAGGCGCCGGGAGAAUGCAGGGAAGAUUUCGGCCGUGGCGGACAAGGCCGGAGAAGCAACCGAUCGGAGCGUCACUCAUCCUGUCUCGUUCUCCAUUUGCCAUAACGUUCAAGAGGGUGAAACGUUAACUUCCAUAGCCCGCCAAUACAGCACUUCUGUGCAAACUAUCGCUCUAGCAAAUAAGAUUGACGACAUUGAUUUGCUACAAACUGGUCGCGUCUUGCUAGUGCCUGUCCAACCGAGAGUGUUCCAAAAGGUUGCUGCUUUGGUCAUCCAGGACACACCAUCGACCUCGGAAGAAAUUAUCAGCACUGUUGCACAACCACGGUCACCUGUUCCUCCAUGGAUGGUGUCAGGAUUUCCAAACUUCGUAAGCUUCACGGCUCCGUUACUCUUGCUGGUUCCGGUUGUGCUUCUUGGCUUUCGAAAACUCCUACAAGAAGCGCAGAACAGAAUAAAAGUAGAAGUCUCUAGGACGCAAGCUGAGAAAGAGCUGUGGGAUGUACAACGCCGUCCACGACUUCAUCGCUGGCAAAGGAUCCUCGACGGCGAUAGAGAAUCCGAAGUGGCUGUUCCGGGUGAUGGACAGCGGCUGGAGGGAGCUGAGAGUGAGACAGAAGAGCAGAGGAAAGCACGAGAAGAGGAAGAAUUACGCAAGUCUUACGCUGAACUCGAGGCAACGUACAUGCAGUUCCUUGCAGACAGUGGACUGUCUCGGUCUGGGUAUUGGCGCGGUGGAAUGCCUUCGUCUUCACACCACGAUGGGUAACUUUCUGCCAUUAUUUGUAAAUUACGCUCGUGUAACAUAGCUCUGAACUCCAGGUGCUUGAUAUAGACA
Selaginella moellendorffii is the source of this 968-nucleotide messenger RNA. RefSeq lists its product as uncharacterized. Bases 24 to 899 code for a protein of 291 amino acids. Lineage: Eukaryota; Viridiplantae; Streptophyta; Lycopodiopsida; Selaginellales; Selaginellaceae. The record is from RefSeq and is a predicted model, not a curated record. The transcript is spliced from 6 exons.